Molecule: messenger RNA, 2169 nt
Organism: Limulus polyphemus (Atlantic horseshoe crab)
Lineage: Eukaryota; Metazoa; Arthropoda; Merostomata; Xiphosura; Limulidae
Product: zinc finger protein 62 homolog
Exons: 2
Biological process (GO): regulation of DNA-templated transcription
Molecular function (GO): DNA-binding transcription factor activity, RNA polymerase II-specific; RNA polymerase II cis-regulatory region sequence-specific DNA binding
Source: RefSeq, a predicted model, not a curated record
UAUGUAACAUACACGCUUUGACUUGCCUACAGCGGGGUUAAAAAUAUGUCUGUUGUAUAGUAUAUUUUUAUUUUAGAUAUAAAGACCAGUGUGAACAUUUGUUGUGGAAGCCAUUUUCCAGAUUACCAUCUCUUGAAACAAGAAGAUCCAUUUAAAGAAGUUAUGAAAUCUUCAAAACUAAACAGUGAUGUUUGUGGAAAAACAACUUUAAAAGGAUGUAACAUAAAACAAACUAAUAUACAUGAAGGUGAUGAUAAACCAUACAGUUAUGGAAAAGAAAGUGUAACUUUGGAUAACGUAAAACAAGAUGAGAUAAUACCGUACGGAAAGAAACUAUACAGAUGUGAAGUUUGUAGUAAACAAUUUAGGUUUAAUGGUGAAUUGAUAAAACAUAAACAAAUACAUACUGGGGAUAAACCUUAUAGUUGUGCAACUUGUGGAAAACAGUUUAGAAAAAAUGGGGAUUUAAAACUACAUCAAAGAAUACAUACUGGGGAGAAACCUUACAGUUGUAAUGUUUGUGGAAAAGACUUUGCAAGUAGCAGUAACUUAAGAAUACAUGAACAAACACAUACUGGACUGAAACCUUUCUCUUGUGUAGUAUGUGAUAAACAAUUUAGAACAAAUUAUGCAUUAAAAUAUCAUAAAAAAAUACAUACUGGUGAGAAACCUUACACCUGUGUAGUAUGUCAUAAACAGUUUAGAACAAUAUAUGCAUUAAAAUAUCAUAAAAAGAUACAUACUGGGGAGAAUGCAGUAUGUGUUAAACAGUUUAGAAAAAUUUAUGCAUUAAAAUGUAAAAAUAUAGGUAGUGGUGAGAAAACUUACAGUUGUGAUGUUUGUAAAAAACAUUUUCAUACAAGUUAUGGGUUAAAAGUACAUCAAAGAAUACAUACUGGGGAGAAACCUUACAGUUGUAAUGUUUGUGGAAGACAAUUUGGAACUAGUGGUAACUUAAAAAGACAUGAACAAACACAUCUUUCAGAAAAGCUUUACGGUUGUUCAGUUUGUAAAAAACAUUUUCAUACAAGUAAUGGGUUAAAAGUACAUCAAAGAAUACAUACUGGGGAGAGACCUUACAGUUGUAAUGUUUGUGGAAGACAAUUUAUAACUAAUGGUAACUUAAAAAGACAUGAACAAACACAUUUUUCAGAAAAGCUUUACAGUUGUUCAGUUUGUGAAAAAUACUUUCAAACAAAUAAUGGAUUAAAAAUUCAUGAAAGAAGACAUACUGGGGAGAAACCUUACAGUUGUUUAGUUUGUGGAAGAGACUUUAGAAUAAAUUGGGAAUUAAAAAAACAUCAAAGAAUACAUACUGGAGAGAAACCUUAUAGUUGUAACUUUUGUGGAAAACAAUUUAGAAAUAAUGCAACCUUAAAAGAUCAUGAACGAAUACAUACUGGGGAGAAACCCUACAGUUGUGAAGUAUGUGGUAAACAGUUUAGAACAAGUAAUACAGUAAAAUAUCAUGAAAGAAUACAUACUGGGGAGAAACCUUACUGUUGUACAAUUUGUGGAAAAGAUUUUAAAUCAUCUUGUGACUUAAUAACACACACAAAAAAACACACUAUGGAAAAACCUUAUUGUUGUUUAGUUUGUGAGAAACAGUUUCGAACAAGUAACGAAUUAAAACAACAUGAAAGAAGACAUACUGAGGAGAAACCUUACUGUUGUGAUGUUUGUGGAAAAGACUUUAAAACAAAUGCUGAAUUAAAAAGACAUAAAAGAAUACAUACUGGGGAGAAACCUUACAGUUGUAAAUUUUGUGGAAAACAAGUUGGAACUAGCGAUAGCUUAAAAAUACAUCAAAGAAUACAUACUGGGGAGAAACCUUACAGUUGUAACUUUUGUGGAAAACAAUUUCCAAGUAAUUGUAACUUAAAACAACAUGAACGAAGACAUACUGGGUUGAAACCUUACAGUUGUACAAUUUGUAAAAAAGACUUUAGAACAAACCAAGAAUUAAAAAUACAUCAAAGAAUACAUACUGGAGAGAAACCUUACAGUUGUGACAUUUGUGGGAAACAGUUUAGAAGUAACUGUAGCUUAAAAAAACAUGAACGAAUACAUACUGGGCUGAAACCUUACACUUGUGUAAUAUGUGAUAAACAGUUUAAAGAGAGACAACAGCAGUGGCAAGAAAACCUGCAACAGUGGCAGCUUGAACAG